Nothobranchius furzeri (turquoise killifish) is the source of this 590-nucleotide messenger RNA. It is a transcript of the gene mrpl33, whose product is annotated as mitochondrial ribosomal protein L33. Gene Ontology annotation, molecular function: structural constituent of ribosome. Gene Ontology annotation, biological process: translation. Lineage: Eukaryota; Metazoa; Chordata; Actinopteri; Cyprinodontiformes; Nothobranchiidae. Gene Ontology annotation, cellular component: ribosome; mitochondrion. The record is from RefSeq and is a predicted model, not a curated record.
GAAAAACCGGAAGUACUUUUAUUUGACCUGGAAAAACAAAUUUUCAAUGUGACCAGUUCGUUUUGCGUUUUAUAGCUUUAUUCGAAAACAAGUAGAAACCUACAAAAUGUUUCUUACAACCGUAAAUUUGGCAAAAGCCAAAUCUAAGACCAUCCUGGUGCAGAUGGUCAGUGCUGCUGGGACAGGAUACUUUUUCAACACCAAGAGGAAUCGACUGAAAGAAAAACUGGUGCUACGUAAACACGAUCCGUUUGUAAACAAACAUGUCCUGUUUUUUGAGAAGAGGAAAAUCAAAUCAAUUUAAUUCAGUUCUGUACCAACAUGCAUGGACAGUAAACCUGUGAGACUUUCGUUGUCAUGGAUUAAAGGAAGCAUCAGUCGGGGACAUUUCUGAUCAGCUGAUGCUUUCAGAAGAUUUCUUCCUGGGUUAAUACACCUCGAGCGGUUCAGAGUCUCACUGACACUUUGAUGGAAAGACCUGGGUUAAGUCUUCAUUGGGACCAGCAGGUUUCUCAGUUUUGUUUAAAUAUCCAUAACAUUUGUGACAUUUGAUCUCUUUGGGAUUAUUCAAUAAAUUAUGUUUAAGACAA